This is a messenger RNA of Didymosphaeria variabile, 1932 nucleotides long. RefSeq lists its product as uncharacterized. Gene Ontology annotation, biological process: monoatomic anion transport; monoatomic ion homeostasis; borate transport. Gene Ontology annotation, molecular function: borate efflux transmembrane transporter activity; solute:inorganic anion antiporter activity. Bases 1 to 1932 code for a protein of 643 amino acids. Gene Ontology annotation, cellular component: fungal-type vacuole; plasma membrane. The transcript has 4 exons. The record is from RefSeq and is a predicted model, not a curated record. Lineage: Eukaryota; Fungi; Ascomycota; Dothideomycetes; Pleosporales; Didymosphaeriaceae.
AUGGCACCAACCGGGGCGCUUACCGCACCCACGCAAAGCCAUGGCGUUGCCCUCCGCAGCGGCGUAUCUCCGAACCGGUCGAGGAAAACAUGGCAAAGUCCGAGCGAAGGCCACCUCAGUCGCGAGAACUCGCGUGGAAGUAGACGAUCGGGCGCGAGCAAGAAGAAGGAUGCGUGGUGGAAGACGCGGCUGUUCGCUGGCAUGUACAAUGAUAUACGGAGAAGAGCGCCGUUCUACUGGAGCGACUUCAAGGACGCGUGGGACUAUCGCGUGGUUCCGGCGACCGUGUACAUGUAUUUUGCGAACAUUCUCCCCGCUUUGGCUUUUAGUCUGGACAUGUUCGUGAAGACAGACCAAAGUUUUGGUGUCAAUGAGGUCCUUUUAUCGUCGGUACUCGCAUCUGUCGUGUUCUCGCUGGCCGCAUGCCAACCGCUCGUCAUUGUGGGCGUGACUGGUCCUAUAACCGUGUUCAAUUACACAGUGUACGAUAUUAUAACACCCCGUGGCACCAACUACUUUGCCUUCAUGGCAUGGAUCGGGAUAUGGUCCCUGAUAUUUCACUGGAUCCUCGCCAUCACAAACUCGUGCAAUGCCCUCCGCUACGUGACUCGCUUCUCCUGUGACAUUUUCGGAUUCUACGUUGCAUUUAUUUACCUGCAAAAGGGUAUACAGGUUCUCACCCGCCAGUGGGAGAUAUCAGACGCCUCAGCCUACCUCUCCAUCGCCAUUGCGCUGCUCGUUACAAGUGUUGCAUACAUAUGCGGCAUCCUAGGUACCUCUGCCCUCUUCCAGCGCCACAUUCGCAAGUUCAUCGAAGACUACGGGACGCCCCUGACAGUUGUCUUCUUCACCGGCUUCGUCCACAUCGGCAAGAUGGCGAACAUCGAGCUCCUCAAGUUGCCCACGAGCAAAGCCUUCUUCCCAACCAUCGACCGCGGGUGGUUCAUCCACUUCUGGGACAUCAGCGUCGGCGAUGUCUUCCUGGCCAUCCCCUUCGCAGUCCUCCUAACAAUCCUCUUCUGGUUCGACCACAACGUAUCCUCCCUCAUCGCCCAAGGCACCGAAUUCCCCCUUCGGAAACCCGCCGGCUUCCAUUGGGACCUCUUCCUCCUGGGCCUGACCACCGGCGUCGCCGGCCUCCUCGGGAUCCCCUUCCCCAACGGCCUCAUCCCACAAGCACCCUUCCACACAACUUCCCUCUGCGUAACGCGUACCGUCUCCGAUGACGAUGACGAGGCAAACAAAGGCCACACCCGCCGCGUCGUCGACCACGUUGUAGAACAACGCGUCUCGAACCUCGCGCAGGGCCUCCUCACAUUGGGCACCAUGACAGGCCCGCUCCUCAUCGUCCUGCACCUCAUCCCGCAGGCCGUGCUCGCAGGCUUGUUCUUCGUAAUGGGCAUCCAGGCCCUGGAGGGCAACGGUAUCACGCUCAAACUGCUCUUCCUCGCGCGGGACAAGCACCUCACGCCGCGAUCGGACCCGCUCAUGCGCAUCGAACGGCGGUCCGCGAUUUGGGUGUUUGUCGCGCUGGAGCUGGUUGGAUUCGGCGCGACGUUCGCGAUCACGCAGACGAUUGCGGCGAUUGGGUUUCCGGUGUUUAUCUUGCUGUAUAUCCCUAUGCGCACGUGGGGUAUGCCGAGGUGGUUCACUGAGGCGGAGUUGAGGGUGUUGGAUGCGCCGACGGCGAGCCCGUUCACGAUGGAGAGUGUAGGCGGGAACCACGGCGAAAUUAUCGAGCCGGAAACUAGCGGGGAUGAUGUGUUAUCAGAGAGUGACGAGGCGGAGAGGGGCGAGAGGAGCGGCAGGAGGUUAUCGAGACAUGAGAGUGUAGUGGAAGAAGGUAGACGAAACGCAGAGGGUGCGAGUAGACGGAGGAGCAGUAUUCGAACUGCGGAGGCGAUGGAACUCGAUAACAUUGAAAAAGCAUAG